AUGCACAUCAAAAACUCCAUCCUUCUCGCCGCGGCCCUGACCGCUGGCUCGGUCGUUGCUCGUUCUCACGGUCAUGAGCGUCGUCACGCUCACGCUAAAGUUAACAUCGAGGAGCCUGCCCUUCCCGUUGUCACCGAUGCUCCUGAGCUGAAGGAGCGUGCGGUUGGCGAUGAGGUCUUUGCCACCAUAAACGGCGUCCUCGAGUCGUGGAUCAACGAGUGGGCCGGUGAGGCUGCCUCAUCUUCCAUCUCUUCCUCUACCUCCACCACCGUCGCUGCCGCCGUCGAGGCUACCUCCACCUCCAACUCUGUUUCUGUUGAAACUUCCGUUGCUGUUGAGUCUUCUGUCAGCGCCACCGCCGUCUCCAGCACCAGCUCCAGCAGUUCUUGGACCGAUUACCCUUCGGACUUAGAUUUCUCCAGUACUGGAUUCGGUAUCUCGAACUACAUCGAGGAAGCUCUUGGAAUCGACUGGAAGGGAAACACCGGUACCCCCUGGGGUAGCAACGUUAUCGAAGUCGAGGAGAGCGCAGCCAGCGGGUACCGCAAUGUCUUCCGCUUCGAGGGCAGCAGCUCCGCCGAUUGGACCGUGAUUUUCUGGAACAAGGUCGGUCCCCUUGGGGGCUUGAAUGGCUUCUUCUCGCCCAACAAGGCUCUCACAAUCAACGUCCCCGCCAAUGGCGUCAAGUAUGUUGCCAUUGACGACCAAUCCACCGGUGGUUGGGCUGCGUUCGAGGGUGAUGAUUGCCCUACCAGCGAGUUUGGCAGCUAUGCUGCCACCUGGGGUGAAUUCACUGUGCGUCCUGCUCCCGAAACCAGCUCUUGGGACGUUUCCGCCAUCAUUGCCGAGCAAUACAACUUGCCCAUCCAGGGUAUGAAGAUUUGCUCUGCUCUUACUGAGAAGGUCUGCUCCACCAUCACCAAGGACCUCGGCUCCAUUGAAAACGCCUACAACUAUGCCUUGCGGUACGAAAACGGCAUUGGAGGUAACACCGUGACCGAGGCUGUUCGUCUGGUUGUCAAUCUCGACUAUGCUUAA
Penicillium taxi is the source of this 1038-nucleotide messenger RNA. It is a transcript of the gene aspf4, whose product is annotated as allergen Asp F4. Bases 1 to 1038 code for a protein of 345 amino acids. Gene Ontology annotation, cellular component: extracellular region. The transcript has a single exon. Gene Ontology annotation, molecular function: IgE binding. NCBI's taxonomy places the organism in Eukaryota, Fungi, Ascomycota, Eurotiomycetes, Eurotiales, Aspergillaceae. The record is from RefSeq and is a predicted model, not a curated record.